Spodoptera exigua (beet armyworm) is the source of this 3399-nucleotide messenger RNA. Lineage: Eukaryota; Metazoa; Arthropoda; Insecta; Lepidoptera; Noctuidae. The record is from the annotation of a GenBank genome assembly.
CGCGCGUGCGUAUGCCGAAUUUGAAACAUAAAAAUAAGUCAAUCAAAAUUUUAGUAGUUUUUUGGUUAUUCAUAGUUUUUAUUAUAAUUUAAAAAUCAAAAAAAUAUUAAGACAUAGAAAUGUGAAAUUAUUGGUGUUAAUUCUUCAAACUUCGUUAGAAAAUACCAUCGGCGAAGCAAAACGGGCCUAAGUCUCCACAUGUAUCAGAGACCUCGAAUCCGUCUACGUCAGGCCUUAUGACAGACAAACCGAACGAAGACAGAAUGCGAAAAUGUGAUGAUGAAGCCUCAACCAAAGAAAAUGAAGGUUCGGUGUCGGAUUGGAUAUCGGGAGGGCCUCUGGGCUCUAAGGGCGCCGUUCUGGUAUUCAGAUCGUGCGUCCUUGCAUCUAGAACUCCUUCCGUGGAAUCGGAGACCAAAACGGUAGGGAACAACACGGGGACAACAAUACUACUGAAUAAAGCUAAGAAUAUGGCGCGGAGAUUGGUAGCGGAACCGCACACGUUUUCUAUGAGAUCGAAGAAUAUAAUGCACGAUGUUAUGGAGACUUUUGGGAGUAGCAAUAAUAAGUAUAAUGGGAAUGCUUACGUGGUUCGGCAUGUAAGUGAUUCCAAUCUCGCCGAGACGGUGUGUGUGGACGAACAGGGACACGAGGAACGGGACCCUAGUGCACACAAGAGGGAUAUCGAAGACGUGCUCCAUGACUUGAGUAAGAUCACGCUGAAGAAACAUCUGAACAUAGAGAACACGACUGCUAACAUCAAGCCUCCUGAAGAGCCGCCGCCCCAUGGUGCUUCUAAAGAUGGUAAAGAUGACAAGAAAGGAAAGAAGAACAAAGGGAAGCACAAGCGGAAGACGCCGGUGUCACAGCGAGCCACUUCACCUAAUCUCGACAGCGACGACUCUGAACGUCUGCUGGUCAAGGAGGUAGAGAGCGUCAAGGUCCUAGAAAGUAGUCAUAUGCCAGCUCGUCUUCUGAAGAUCACGUAUAAACUGGUGAAUACCGAGACCAAACUCCUGCACCGGUUACUCCAAGCCCACGGUCUUCAAGAGGCGGUUUCGGAUACCAAGGACUUCAACCUUCUCUGGUCUGGUCUUCACCCGAAGCCUGACGUCCUAAGAUCCCUGUCACCCUAUCAACGAGUGAAUCACUUUCCCAGAUCCUACGAGCUGACCCGUAAAGAUAAACUAUUCAAGAACGUAGAAAAAAUGCAGUAUUUCCGAGGUUUGAAGCAGUUCGACUUUAUACCCACCACAUUCCUAAUGCCGGCCGAGUAUAAGGAGUUAUGCUCCACCCAUUACCGAACUAAGGGGCCCUGGAUAGUCAAGCCGGCCGCCUCAAGUAGAGGUCGCGGGAUUUAUAUUGUUAAUUCUCCGGAGCAGAUACCAAAAGGCGAGAAUGUAGUAGUAGCAAAAUAUAUAGACAAACCUCUUUUAAUAGGAGGUCAUAAAUGUGACCUCCGACUCUACGUGUGCGUGACCUCUAUAGACCCUCUCCUCAUAUAUUUGUAUGAGGAGGGCCUCGUGAGGUUCGCUACAGUGAAAUAUGACAAGACCAACAAGAACCUCUGGAAUCCUUGCAUGCAUCUCUGCAAUUACAGCAUCAAUAAGUACCACACGGAUUAUAUCAAGUGUGACGACCCCAACGCCGGCAACAUAGGUCACAAAUGGACCCUGUCAGCCUUGCUCAGACACCUACGUAAGCAGGGCCGUAAUACUACAGCAUUAAUGGCCGCUAUAGAGGAUCUCGUCGUCAAAUCCAUACUGUCCUCAGCUCAAACCAUCACUGCGGCCGCCAGGGUAUUUGUACCUAACUUCUUUAAUUGCUUCGAGUUGUUCGGCUAUGAUAUUCUCAUCGACGACAUGCUGAAACCGUGGCUGUUGGAAAUCAAUCUAUCUCCCAGCCUAGCGUGCGAGAGUCCCCUGGAUGCCCGUGUAAAGUCUGCCCUAUUGGCAGACACCCUCACCCUGGUAGGGCUCCCCGCUGUGCCCAUGACCAAGGCUGACAUCUCCACCCAGAGCAACUCCCUCAAGAUGAGGAUUGGAGCGUGUCGUCGCGUUCACUCGGCGGAGAAUGUAUUCGUGCGCGGCAAGCGAACGUCGUCGGAGGCGCACGGCAGCGGCGGCAGUGGCGGGACCACGACGACGGGGACCACCACUUCUGGCUCGGGCUCCGCGGCCUCAGGCCUCGCCUCCCUCACUGGGGAGGAACUCCGCCUUGUACGCGCCGUGAGGGCGCAAUACGCCCGCCGUGGUGGCUUCGUACGCAUUUUCCCCUCGCAAAACUCCUGGCAGAAGUAUUCGCAGUAUUUAGACCCGGUGACCGGGAUCCCGGUGUGCUCGACGUCGCUGAACAACAACAUCCCGUACCAGGUGGUGCAGCACAACUACAACCUCCUCGUGCACUCCCACGUCCUCCCACACUUCCAGCACGCCACCGUCGCCACCAGCCUCACCGACACUCCGCAGAGAUUAAAGCGUUACGAAGCAGUAAGUAUAACUUGCCAGGCGCCGGCCGUCUGGUUGGGAGAAACCACUCCGCAACAUCACGACACCAGGAGAGCUAAGGAACUUGUCAAACGACAGCUCAUGGACGGCAUGAAGCUAACGAUGGGUGAAGCUCGUCGCGCCUUCGGCCUGUUCCUAACGCACGUCCUGAAGCGGGUAUCGUCCCCCAGCAACGAGCUAGGCGUGGCGCACGCUUCGUUAGUCCUACGGUUUCUACGCAAGGCGUCCGCGUCUCUCCGCAUGCCCUAUAAUGUAAAGGGUCCCCCGGCCAAGAUGUGCGACAAGGACCGCUGCGCGGUGAUAGCGAAGCAGCUGAACGACUUCCUGUACAUGUACUACCGGGAGACGGACCUCUACACCGACAGCGAGGACAAGGAGGGCUGCGUCUCCAACAUACACUUCGCGCAGUUCCUCUACUCCGCUAGCGAGGCGGACCUUGAAGACGUGUUGCUCCUGCAACUGAAGAUGGAGAACUACCAGACGACGUUCCUGGGCGACGCGCGCAACAUGUUCUGCGUGGACCUGCCCCCCGCCAAGCUCUGCGUCGAGCCCCCAGCCAGGCACACUCUGCUCAAACACCUCGCAUGUCUCUCGCCCAACAACACUAGGAAGUAUAGAUCUGAAUGGAUGACGUGGAUCAACACAGCGGCUAAAUUGGGGCCAACUGACUCCCAAAGCCGGUCGGAGACGGAUACAGAGAGUGAACAAACUCAACCACGCUUCGCCAGCUCAGAUCUGGUCCUCAAGGAAUCACUUAAGGAGGAGAAACCACUCAAUCAAGCCCUUAAAUACGCACGCUCAUAACUCCGUAAGAUCUGACACCUAUAUUUUCCUAAUUAUUAUAAAAUGUGUUGAAAAAAUUUGUGUCGUGUUAAGAAAAAUGGUAUUUAUU